GACCACCCGACCCACCCCCACCAUGUCCUCCACCCUGGUGCUCACCGUUUACAUCCUCACCUUCACCAUCGGCUUCCCGGCCAACAUCUUCACCUUGACCGUCCUGGCCACCAAAUGCGGCCGCUCCAACCCGUCCUUGACCUCCUGCGACCUCCUGCUCCUCAACCUGACCUUCUCCGACCUCCUCCUCCUCCUCUUCCUCCCUCUCAAGAUGGCCGAGGCGGCGGCCGGAAUGGUUUGGCCGUUGCCGGACCUUUGGUGUCCGGUGGCGAAUUUCUGUUUCUACUCCAGCAUGUAUCUCAGCGGGCUUUUCCUGGCGGCCCUGAGCGUCAGGAGAUACCUGGGCGUGGUCUUCCCCCUCAGGUUCAGGGAGCGGAGGAGACCCGGCCGGGUCCUGGCGGUCAGCGCCGUCAUCUGGUUGGUGGCCUGCGGUCAUUGCUCCGUGGUGUUCGUGGCCGAGUUGGGUGGGAGAGGGGAUGUCGGGGACGUCGCUGACAUCGGUGGCCCCGGUGACCCCAAGGUUGACCCC
Molecule: messenger RNA, 529 nt
Organism: Pseudopodoces humilis (Tibetan ground-tit)
Lineage: Eukaryota; Metazoa; Chordata; Aves; Passeriformes; Paridae
Source: RefSeq, a predicted model, not a curated record